CCGGUGGGAAGGAAGUGCUGGGGAUGUGGUUGCAUCACCUGUAUUCCUUUGGAUUUCCAAAGAAGAAAGCAGGGGCGUCUCUCUUCGCGCUCUUUCAUGAUCCUCGCGUUCUCGGUUCUGGUGCCGCCAACAGCGGACUUUCAGUGAAAGAUGAACGCGGACGGCUCGGAGACGAACGUUCAAUUCGGCGAGAUCUAUGAGUGGAUCGAUCAGAUCAAGUUGUCCAGGCCGAAGAAGAACAUAGCCAGGGAUUUCUCCGAUGGCGUGCUGAUGGCGGAAGUGCUGAAGUACUAUUACCCUAAGUACGUGGACGUGCACAAUUACGUCGCCGGCAACAGCAUCGCGAAGAAGGUGGACAACUGGUGCACGCUGAAUCGCAAGGUGUUCUCCAAGAUCGACAUGAAGCUGAGGAAGGAGCUGAUCAAUCAGCUGGCGGGCUCCCAGUCGGGUGUUAUCGAGAAGGUUCUCGCCGACCUGCGAGCCAGGAUUCAGAAGGAUUGCGAUGCCGACGAGCAGUCUUUGUAUUCCAAUCACGAGGACGAUAAAGAUGGUAAAGUUACUGACGAAAUUGUCAAUCGAAUUUCCCAAUUCAUUCCAACCGUCUCAAUAUUUUCCACGAUUCAAACACUAACCCAGCUAACUUCUCACAAUCCGAUCAUUUCGUGCGCGUCUGCAGAGACGGUGAGGUCCGUGCUGAAUCCUGACGUGGUGACGAACAAAAACGUGCCCCGGCACGUGUACACGCGCUUAAAGCACGAGCUGCAGGAGAAGGACGACAAGAUCUCAACGCUGCAGCAGAAGAUCUCGCACAUGGAGAGCAUAAUGAAGCUGAAGGAUCAGAGGAUCGACGAUCUCACGCUGCAGAUCGCGGCACAGUCGCAAGAUCUGGAUAUCAGUCCGCGUUCUCAGGGAGUUUCGAAACUCUGCGGCACCAAGUUGUAGCGCGUCAGGCGAGCCUGAGGUGAAAGGCGUCGCUCGAAAAGUAUCGCACUCGUCAUGAUAAGUCGGCCCGCAAGGUAGCUGAUUAUCGUAUCUAUACAUAAACUGUACAUUAUAAGAAUACACUAUUUAAUCACAAUCGAA
Dinoponera quadriceps is the source of this 1083-nucleotide messenger RNA. Its product is annotated as sperm flagellar protein 1. The transcript has 3 exons. NCBI's taxonomy places the organism in Eukaryota, Metazoa, Arthropoda, Insecta, Hymenoptera, Formicidae. The coding region runs from base 151 to 942 and encodes 263 amino acids. Gene Ontology annotation, molecular function: microtubule binding. Gene Ontology annotation, biological process: regulation of cytoskeleton organization. Gene Ontology annotation, cellular component: axoneme. The record is from RefSeq and is a predicted model, not a curated record.